Molecule: messenger RNA, 1363 nt
Organism: Egretta garzetta (little egret)
Lineage: Eukaryota; Metazoa; Chordata; Aves; Pelecaniformes; Ardeidae
Gene: COL26A1
Product: collagen type XXVI alpha 1 chain
Exons: 14
Coding region: 1-1344 (447 amino acids)
Molecular function (GO): protein binding
Source: RefSeq, a predicted model, not a curated record
AUGCAGUUCGCUUUUUUCUUGUCCUGGUGCUGCUGCCUGCAUGGAUGUGCACUAGGGACUGGCUUCCUCUAUCAAUUCCCAGCAUCAACCCUGCAGCACAACUACCCAGAGCAGAGCUCGGGCUCGCCGGGGAACUGUUAUAGCCCUCGGAUGCAUUGGUGUCACUAUACGGUUACACGGACGGUUUCCUGCCAAGUGCAGAAUGGGUCAGAAACAGUGAUCCAGCGAGUUUAUCAAAGCUGCCGGUGGCCAGGACCUUGUGCCAACUUAGUGAGGACUCUCAUCAGGCCCACAUACAAAAUGUCCUACCGAACUGUGACCACGCUGGAGUGGAGGUGCUGUCCUGGCUUCACGGGGAGCAACUGUGAAGAAGAAUGCAUGAACUGCACGAGACUAGCGGAUAUGACCGAGAGGCUAAACACACUUGAGGCCAAGAUCCUUCUGCUCGAGGCUGCAGAACGAAGCCCGCCAUUGGAAAACAACCUGCCAAUUGCUGGGACGACAGCCACGUGGUACGAUGAUUUGCUACCAGAUGCCUUUCCCCUGCUAAAUCCUGGGACUGUCCUAAGGAAAACAGUGGGACAGGUUGGUCCUCCAGGCCCAGUUGGACCAACUGGUCUUCCAGGACCACCAGGGCCAAAAGGAGAGAAGGGACAGCCUGGUGAGAGGGGCCCAGCAGGACCACCAGGGCUGUUGGGACCUCAAGGACCAAGAGGACUUCCAGGAGAAACUGGGAUCCCAGGUCCCCCAGGUCCUCCAGGGCCACCAGCCACCCCAAGCCUCCCUCUUACCUUCCAGCAAGGGGUCCUCUACUCACUCCAGCCCACAGCAGAAAAAGAAAAUGGAGAACCCCAGCUGGCCUCCACCGUCAUAGACACCAUCAUGGCUGGGCUGCCAGGACCACGGGGAGCCCCAGGCCCCAUUGGGCCACCAGGACCCAAAGGGCCACCAGGACCUAUCGGAGUCCCUGGAUCACAAGGCUUACCGGGCUCUCCAGGACAACCCGGGCCAAAAGGCUCCAAAGGAGACCGAGGAGAGAGAGGUGAACCAGGCAAGAAGGGUGAGGAAGGUGACAAAGGUGCUGAUGGGGAAGGUGUUCAACAGCUUCGAGAAGCUCUGAAGAUCUUAGCUGAGAGGGUAUUAAUUCUUGAGCACAUGAUAGGAAUUCAUGACUCUUUGUCUUCCAUUGAGCCAGGCUCUGGACAAGAUGUGAUCCCGGGCUCCCCUCUGCGAACCAGCAUCAAGAUCAAACGUGGAGGACCUCAGCAACCACAGGCCUACCAGAUCCUCUCUUCACUGCUGGAUGACAGUGAAGCCAAAAGGAGAAGCAAUCGGAUGAAGUAGGAGCAUCUGCGUGUUCCCC